Molecule: messenger RNA, 5912 nt
Organism: Bemisia tabaci
Lineage: Eukaryota; Metazoa; Arthropoda; Insecta; Hemiptera; Aleyrodidae
Source: RefSeq, a predicted model, not a curated record
GCGCGGCCGUUUAACCGCCAUUACUGUCGAAGCCUGUCCGCGGACACGAUGUCCUUCGCGUCUCCGUGAAAUCGUGCUCCCUAAUGUGAAGUUAAAGAAUAAUAUUUGCAGUGAUACAAGUUAUUGUAACUUGGUAGCAAAUUAUGUUGAUCGACGCGGAGUGAUCAAUCGUGUUUCUGUGCCGACGGGAUUACCGCUUUGGAUUAAAUUGUGCCCCGGAACUGGAUGAAUCAGCUUUCUCAAGCGCGACGAUUUUAACCUGCAAACUGUUGUUGUGUUUAUUGUGUUUACAAGGAAACGUGCUCUGGACAAACCGGUGUAUUUUACUCUAAUUAUCAUGGCGACCGAUGCUCAGAGACUCAUCAGCAUUUCGCUGUCUAAAAUCGCUCAAUCCCGUGUUCAGCGUGGAGGUGUAAGUUUGCACAAAAAUCUGUUAGUCGCAACGGUUUUACACAAGGCCCGUUAUGUGUUCAUGGAACAAGCGUACCAAAUGGUGCAUGCACCCGUCGAAAAUUACAGCCCAAGUCCAUCAACUCCCGCUAGUGAACAAGAAUACAGUAACUACGAUGACAAUGACAACCUCGUAGGUUUAACUGCGGAAGAAGCGUAUAGUCCAUCAGACUUGUCUGAAACCUCCUCUAGUACAGAUUUAGUUGAAAGCUCUAGUGAUAUUCCAUCAUUCCUCCCUAACUGCACCUCUUAUGCGCGAUGCCCUAGUGAAAGUGAAACAGUACCUGAAUGUGAUUCGGAUAAAGAAAACUUAGCCCCUGCCUCUGAGGCACCAACGUACCUAGACUUGGACAGUGCGAAAAGUCCUUGUGGAGAAAAUGUAGUUAUCUUAAGAGAGCGACCUCAUACCAAAUGCCUGAAAAGGCGGCGCGCUGUAACCGAGUGGGAAACUGAAGAAGCUGUUUUGUCGAUACUUCCAAAGAAAGUGAAAUCAUCAGCAGAUGUGCUAUCCCUGGACCCGAGUUCGGAAGGAGACGACUCUGUAUUUUCGGAGCCAUCACUGCUUUCAGACUGUACAAGUGAAGAAAAUGGUGCUGAAAUUGACCGCAUUACUAGUUUAGUUUCAAUUUUUAGUUUUGGAAGCUUUGCAGCCGCAUCUAAUGGAACAGAGCUUGCAAAUGGAUUAUCCAAACUUUCAAGGUCUUCUUCAACUCCUGACCUAUGCUCAGCUCAAGCAAAAGAUGGUGUAGAUGUCUUACAACAGAGGCCUUUCAUCGCAAUGACAGUCUAGUAAGGAUUUUGUUACUAUUUUAAUUUUUGGAACUUGCCAUGUGUAAAAUUUUAACAAAUUUCAAAUUUUAAUUCUCUUUUCGUUCUUCCUAAGAAUCUGAAGUUUUGUUACUGAAUUUUGUUAUUUUAUGUUAUGUUACAAGCUGCCAAUAGUCCAAUGCUACGAGGCCCUAGUUAAAGGUUUCUUGGCAUGAUUGGACCAAUGAUACCUACGUAUUAUAACAUCUCUUGUGAAUGCACUGAAAAGUCAACUUAUUUGCUGCGCAAAAGUUUAGUAGUCUUGCGAAAUUGUAUUCACUCUGCAGUGAGAUCCAAGGUGCCUCUGCGUAAAAUUUUAACAUGAUGGUAUUGGGACAUAACGUAUGUUGUCGAAACUGAGGUGUCAGCUAGAAAGACAUUUGGCUUGAAGCUAGCCUCCAAGAUUUCCUAUCAAUCUUUGAAACCUUUCUCUGCGGUCAUUUAUCAUGCUUGGGUAAACAAGUGAUAAGUGGCUGAUUGAUCUCUCCAAGUUUUUACGUUCUAUUAUUUUGCUGAAUUUAAUGUAUUUUUCCCCUAUACUUCAUCUUUCAUCUUGUCAUUGGAUGAGGAUAUUUAUUUUCUCUUCAUUCUUUACUGGAUGAUGAUUCAUAUUUAUAGUUACCAUAAGACCUGUAGGUAUUAUGUUUCUGCAUUUUUUCAUCAUCUCCCCUCCCCCCUCCCCCUUUCAUUCUACCACUCUCAAAGCUGUCUUGUAGGUAACCAGUUUUAAAGGUUUGUACCUAUCUGUUGGUUACCUGUAGCAGGAGAUGGAGACAAGCAGUACCUAUGUAAGUGAAACCUUUUUACAUGAAGCAUAUUGGCAACUAGUCGAUUAUCAUUCACUGGUUGAAAAAAUCCCGUGUUAGAGAUUGGUUUUAACUGUUAACAUUAACUGGGGUAGCCCUGUCACUUGUUGUGCCACAUCAUUGACACUAGAAAUUCCUUCAGUUAUUUGCGUUUAUUUCAUUUCUUUAUCUCCUGUCUCUAUUCUUUGUGACUCACUUAAUGACAAACAGCUGUGCUGUAAAUAUUGUCUUUAAUAAAUCAGUGCAUAACAGGCAUAUCAAAGGAAACUUGUGCAGUACCUACUUAGUUAAUAUGCUAAGUUCUCUUCAUAUUCGCAACUAUACAAAUUUCACUGGAAGAGGUUUCCUACCAACAAUUUUGGAAAUUCUAAAAGUAGGUGAUGAAAUCUGAUUUCCAGUACAAAAGUGUUAGCUCCAUCUGAGCAUCCAACAACGUAUGAAGUGCUUAGGAAAAUGCGAACCUCCUACUAGACUUCAAAAGAUGCUUCAACCCUACUGACAGAGAAAGAGGCCAAAAGAGAGUGUACUUAGUGGAGGACUGCAUUAGAAUUUCAGCCACUCUCAAAAUCAAGUUGAUUAAGAUAAUAGAGUUGUGAACAAUUCCUUUCAGUCUUCAUAGUGCGGUUUAUUAAGCUGUUGCGAUCCAGGUUAGACUCGUAGGAGACAGAUGACCAGUAAUACUCCAAUGAACUGCAAAAUGAAGAGUGCGUAUUCAGUAAUAUUUGGAUACGUUUUGUACCUAUUUUAUGCUUUUUAGCACCUUCUGUUUGAAAAUUAACUUUCAAUAUGUGAGAAUAUUAAAUAUCUUGCAUGAAACGACAUAAGUCUACAAUUGCUCUUUUGCUUGUAAUUUCAGGAGAAAGAAUAGUCACAUAAUAUAAUAUUUGAUAUUAUUAAAAAAGAAGAUAAUCAUUAAAUUAUGAUGGUAAAAAAAAAUUCAAGUACCUGCUUACUAUUUUCCAUUAUUAAAGUCUUGUUGCCAUGCCUACUUAUGCACAAUUUUUUUAGAAUCAUCUUAAGAAAGUUCCUCUUAGUCUUGAUUUAAUCCUGGUUUUUAUUCAAAAUUUUAAUUACCUUAAUGACGAGAAGAGUAGAUAAAUUUAGUAAAUUUUUUAAAGAUAUUGAAUGUUUUUAUUUGCAUCUAUGCCAUUUAUUAUCAAAAAAUAAACCUCGAACUUUUGCAUGUCCCAUGUUUUAUAUCAAUAUUUUUGUUAACUUAAGUCGGCUUCAAGAGGUUUGCUGCAUAAUGUACCCACAGUGUUCGACUUCUCGGGUCUUUCUGAAUUUUCUCGCGGGUUCAAGUCAGUCAUUAUCUGGGCCCAGAAUUAAAUUUGUUACAAACAUGCAACACAAAACCGAUUCUUCUGUCACAAGACAUUGGGUCCAAGAUAAAAAAAUUUGGAGGUUAAGCAACAGUGAAAAAUAUGCUAUCAGGGUAUCUAGUUAUACUAUAAUUCUCUGAUGUUCUUUCCCUAUCUAGAGUCUCUUUUGAAUUGCCCGUUUAGCUAGUAAUAUGUGUCUUUCAACUCCUCACGUUUUUAGUCGUUAAUUGCCCUAGUACGAGAAAAGUUGGUAUUUUCUCCUGUAUUUAAUGAUCCAAGGACCCACACUGUCUUAACUUCCAAAUUUUCUUUUCCCGUCCCUCCAUAGAUUAUUGUUCUUAGUAACUGAUUAAUCCUAUUCAGUUCAAAGUACUUACUGUUUCUGUCUAGUUUGUUGCGACUUACUGGCCAGCUUUAGCAGCAUUUUAAGUAAUUUGUGAAGAAUGUAUGUGUAAUUAAUGUCACUCAUGUACCUCUAUUUGUAUUUGAUCUUUUCUCCUCCUGUAUAUGAAUCUUAUCUGAUUUAUAGUAUACUAUAUUUAGGUAGCACAAAAUUUGUUUACCUGUCUGGUGUGUUAGCUCACUUUAAAAUCAGUUCAAGUUAACAGGGUUGAUCCCUCAUGAUUUUUGUAUGUACCUUUCAAUUGCAGUACACUUAGUACUUUUUACAACUUCUCUCCCAUCUUUAAAAAAAUUGAUCAGUUGCGUCUCAUACCAAUUUUCUUAAAUCCAUCGGUGACAUAAGGCCUCCUUGUCUUACAUUUUUCUGUAAUCUUGGAUUUUGUCACGCUAUAUCCUAAGGCCUGUAAUUAAUUUUAAGGAAAAAACUCUCAGUUUACCUUUUAUGAGCAUCAUUGGUACCUUAGCUUGCUCAUAUAUAAUUCUUACAAUCAUUAAUGUUAGUCUAAAGGUGGUUUUGUAUCUUCCCGAUAAAGUAUCACCAUCCCUGCCUUGUUCGUGUCGUACAAAUUUCAUGUCUGAAAGUGAGAGUAGAAACUUUUUAUUCGAGUCCACCCAUUUUCGUCAGCCUCGGUUCUGGUGUUCCAGGCUGUCACAAUUACACUGCAAUAGAAAAGGAGAGGUCUUAAGUGCACAAAAAACUUCUUCUUGAUCUGAAGUCAAUUUUAGAGACUCUUCCUUUGAAAUGAUAGAAUUUAUUUCCUUGAUAGUAGGUAUAUCUUUUCAAAUUAAUCUUACAUUUUUAUGUAUACAUUGGAACACCAGAACCUCUUAUGUUACGUUCAGAUAUUCGUUUGAACGUUGAGCUCUGACGACCACGAUCAAGUACCCUUUAAGACUCCUACGGAGUGAGAAGUGCCUGUUGGCCUCUAACUCGUAUCUCAUCCCAAGCACACGUAAUGAUGGAGCAACUAUUGUUGGUCAAUAGCCUCUCUUCUGGAAGUCAGUAAUCUCGUUGAUGAAUUUUUAUGUUGGUAAAUUUUGACUAUUCCUAGAGCCCUGUAAAAUUUAAAUCGAUGGUGUCAAUCGAAGAGUUUCUACUAAAGCAGUUUCGAACCACCCUCGCUAUUUUUUUCAAUCGUAGAAGUUGAAUCAGUUGCGGACUGAAUUUGUGGAAAACUUGUUUUCUGAGAUGUUUUCAACUUCCAAAGUCACUUUAACAUCUAAAGUUGUUUUGUAUUUAAAUUUUCAUUCAAGAUUUACCUCUACCGGAGGAUUUUUAAUGACCAUCUAAGGAUAAAGUGUAUCAUUUCAGAAUGAGCAAGUGCCAGGUUAAUAGUAAUUUUUUCUCUCUAUAGUAAGGCUUGGCUAAGUUUAUUUUAUGAUUUUUCUCGAAGGUUUGUCAUCCUACUCAUGUCUACUCUCCUUGUCUCAAGAUUUUUCUUUCUUCACAUGGGAGAGAAUAAAUCAGUAUCUUUCCCGUAUCAGUAGCUGAAUCAUCCAGCACUAUUAAGAGGACAAGGCCACUUUUAUGUUAUUGAAAAACACUAGCUUCUUAAUUUUUCUCUGUCCAAGAACUCUGCUAAUUGAUCGGCUCUUGUAAAGGCCGAAAAUGUCUUCAUGGAGCUUCUCUCAUCAUUGAUGGCGAAUGUUUUUUUUGUUGUUUUUUUUAUAUUUUGUUCUAAACUUAAAUUGAGUCAGUUUCACAGCCAUCUAUCACCUUAAUGUUGAAUUCUCGAGAUUUUUAAGUUCAAAAUUUGAUUCGUCGAAACACUUUUCAGGGCUCCUUAUCAAUUUAUUUUUUUCCUUGUGCUCCAACAUUUUUCUUUUUAUUUCUUUUUGAAUCAUUUCUCUGUCUACUAAUUUUGGCAGGAAACUGUUUUGUUUUCUGUUUUGUUUUGACCUUUCCUUCCAAACUCACGGAGGAAAGGUGGCUCUUCUUUUUAGUGAACAACUUUAUUUAUUGCGUAUAUUUUUUAAUGUAGUAUUUUUAUUGUAAAUAACAUAAGAUUUUCUAUUUGUAUACAGUUGUAUAUUUUAUGUACAUUUGAAGUUUUGUUAAUACUAAAUGCAUUUUUUAAGAAAAAAUAGACAAACUAUUAAAGUGAAAAGAUUGUCAUUCAUGAAA